Andrographis paniculata is the source of this 1480-nucleotide messenger RNA. RefSeq lists its product as uncharacterized. The record is from RefSeq and is a predicted model, not a curated record. The coding region runs from base 194 to 1198 and encodes 334 amino acids. The transcript has 2 exons. Lineage: Eukaryota; Viridiplantae; Streptophyta; Magnoliopsida; Lamiales; Acanthaceae.
AAAAUUUAAAACUGCGGUCUUCCUGGCUUCGAUGGUUUCUUCAUCGUCUGAUUCUGAUUCAGCUUUAAGCUCUUGAGUUGUUAAGAGUUUUAUGGUGUUUUGUCGAGUUGAGAAUUUCUUCUCUGGAUUGAAUAUUGGCUCGGGUAUCACUCCGGUUCGGUUUCGUUAAAACGGUAAACUUCAAGAUCGAGACAUGAACAUCGGCAUGGCAUCAGUUACACAGGUUCCAUCCGGCUUUUCGAUGCUCAUUCUUUCUCGAUUACAUUACAAGCCCCUCAAGCUCUGGAAAUCUCCCAAUCCUCCCCCAAGGAUCGAGACUCGCACACCCCGUGCUCUAACUCUCUGCUACAUGAACACAUCGUCGCGCGAGCCUGCUCCAGCAACAACAUACGCACCCGAACCCGAAACAACGCUGCUGCCUGGAACCGGCAACAUCUUCGAAACGAUGGGUUCGUCUCUCGACCCAGUUGAAGCUUCGAUAACGGAAACUGAUCACUCCGUCGACGGGCCGUAUCGAUAUAUGCAGCUUCAGUACCUCAGAAAACCUCUGUGGCUUCUUGGCCCGGGGCUGCUCUUACUCACCGGAGUCGUCCCCACCUUAUGGCUCCCGAUUUCGUCGAUCUUCCUGGGUCCGAACAUUGCCAGCCUCCUCUCCCUCACGGGCCUCGACUGCGUCUUCAACCUUGGCGCAUCCCUUUUCCUCCUCAUGGCAGAUUCCACCGCUCGAUCCGACAACAGCAGCGCUCUGAGCCAGCCUCCGUCCAGCUACCGGUUCUGGAACAUGGCUGCGAACAUUGCCGGAUUUCUCGUGCCGCUGGCGCUGUUCUUCGGUUCCCGGCAAGGUUUUGUGUUCCUGCAACCACAGUUUUCAUUCAUUUCGUUCGCGGUUCUGCUGGGUCCGUAUUUCCUGCUGCUGUCAGUCCAGAUCCUUACGGAGAUGCUGACGUGGCACUGGCAGUCGCCGGUCUGGCUGGUGACUCCGGUCGUCUACGAGGCAUACCGGCUGUUGCAGCUGAUGAGAGGGCUGAAGCUCGGCCCGGAAGUUAGCGCACCGGGGUGGGUGAUGCAUGGUGUCCGGGCAUUAGUGUGCGGUUGGGUCGUGGUUCUCGGCGUGCAGCUGAUGCGAGUCGCUUGGUAUGCUGGAUUCACCGCCCGAGCUUAUCAGAAACACCCCGGUGAUGCUCCGGCCGACGGCUGACGCCGCCGGAUUCCGGUCGCCGCCGUGCCGGCGAUGGUUGCAUGGACUUACAUGUAAGAUGCCUUCUUCUGUUCCUGGGAAUUAUUAGUGUAUAUAUAAAAAUGAAUUUACUUAGGUGUUUUGUUUUCAUUAUUUUUGUUUUUAUUUUUAAUAAAGUAAUGCAUUAAAUAUUAUUUAAGUACAAAAUUGAAACUAUAACUCUGGGCUACAGAAUGACUUGUUGCAUGUGCUUAGAAAAAUGUAGAAUCUUGAGUUACAAUUUAGUGCUACUACUUAUUAUUU